Molecule: messenger RNA, 1889 nt
Organism: Cololabis saira (Pacific saury)
Lineage: Eukaryota; Metazoa; Chordata; Actinopteri; Beloniformes; Belonidae
Gene: fam110a
Product: family with sequence similarity 110 member A
Exons: 2
Coding region: 297-1583 (428 amino acids)
Source: RefSeq, a predicted model, not a curated record
CGGCCGCAUGAAGAGUUGUCAAACAGGUUUUUCUCUCGUAAGAAGCUUAAACGUUCAUGCGGAAGGACUGCGGCGUAUGCUCGGAUUUCAGCAAGAGUCCCCGCUGAUAAAGCUCAGAUCAAUACUUCCAGGAAACCCAGAUGUCGAGGAACUAGAGUUCAGCAGAGAUGCUGAGGUUGCCUUUUCCUCAACAAUUGCCUGAAGAUGAUCGGAGGACGGGCGUUCAGAGGCGCCAAUAAACGCUGAGGGCUUUUAGAGAACUAGUACGGCUGCAGGUACGACCACUUACGGACACCAUGCCUGUGGAGGCGGUCCCACACCCAGGGAGGCAGCAGCCCGUGAGGCCCGCCGUCGGAGCCAAACCACCACGUUUGCGAGCCAAGGGCCCGGUGGGGCCUGAUUUCUACCGCCGGAGCCCCCCCGUGCCCAAGCAGAGCGCCGUGGAGAGACUGGAGGCAGAUAAAGCUAAAUACGUCAAGAGUCAGGUGGCUCUGUCCAAGCAGCAGCCGGUCCGGCUUCCCGAGCUGCGGAAGCCCCUGCUGGCCCCGGGCACGGCCCUGCGGCCCACCAAGAAGACCAGCCCCCAGGCCAGUGCCAAGCUGGAGGUGGUGCAGCUGGACCUGGAGCACCUGAGCAACCUCAUCAGCGACGUGGCCGACCGGCCGCAGGCCGGCGCCGCCGCGGAGUCGGAGGUUGGAGUUGGAGAUGAAGCUCCCGUACAUGUCCCGGCGGCGGGCGGCCCCCCCUGCAGAGCCCCGGCAGACGAGCAGCAGACACACGACGGGCCAAACCCGCAUCCCGACAGGUCCAGUCUAGCAAAAGGGAGAUUAAAAGCACCUGGAGCCGCAAAGGGAGAGACCCCGGGCCCCCGGGGGGUUUCGGCCGCGGGGAACGUGCGCAGGGUGGACGUCAUGCCCCAGGUGGGCCCCGUGAGGACGGCCCGCAGACCCCCCCAGUACAUCCGGCAGCCCCUGCAGCCCGUGUCCUUACAUUCCAAGUUCCCUCCCAACGCCGGGGCUCCACACCUGCGCGUCUUCCUCCCCAGAACCGCCCCGGCGUCCUCUCCCCUCAAACCAGUUGUUGUGCCAUCCAAACCCGACCACUGUCCCUCCACCGAGCCCCCGGCCCCGGCCCCGGCCCCGGCCCCGGCCCUGGCGGCCCCCGCCCUCCCUGCCUUCCACCCUCCGUCCCCGGCCAUCACCCGCCUGUCCUCCUCCAGCUCCAGGAAGCGGCCCUCCCUGACCCGCUCCAAGUCGGACAUGAGCGACCGGUUCUCCCGCGCCGGGACGGAGCUGGAGCGCUUCUUCAACCUGUGCGGCCUGGACCCCACGGACCUGCCGGAGCUGGCCGGCUCCAACGCCGACAUCGUGUCCCUGGCCCGCUUCCGCAGCGUCAGCGCCCCCGGGUCCGAGUGCUCCGGCCCCGGAGACAGAGACAACGACCCGGACGAGGAGGAGGACGGGAGAGUCUCGGACCGGGUUCCGUACGGAGUUUCUGUGAUCGAGAGGAACGCCCGGGUGAUCAAGUGGCUGUACGGGCUGCGGCAGGCCAAGGACAGCACCGGCCAGAGCACCAACCUGUAGUCUGUUAGCUUUCAUUCACCCAAUGUCAACACAUUUUCUUUUUCAACAUGAGCGUGAUGAUGCCUGACGUGACGGGUCCUGCAGCCCGGACUGAGCUGCCGUCACAGAAUAAUCUACUUUGAGUUGUUAUUGUUAAUGUUAUUAUUCCUCAUUGUAGCACAUUUUGAUGAUAUCCUUGUUUAUGUAUUAUUUUCUAUGUCGUUUUUGACCUUAUUUUGUAAAUCUGAGGUUGUUAAUUUUUAUUAUUGCAGCCGUGACUUAAACGGUGAUCAGAUCCAGCUGUAAAUAAAUGGCAUUACUGAUAAA